This is a messenger RNA of Vigna radiata var. radiata (mung bean), 444 nucleotides long. Its product is annotated as dirigent protein 9-like. The record is from RefSeq and is a predicted model, not a curated record. The transcript has a single exon. Lineage: Eukaryota; Viridiplantae; Streptophyta; Magnoliopsida; Fabales; Fabaceae. Bases 1 to 444 code for a protein of 147 amino acids.
AUGGUCACUCAGGGGGAUGCUCAAGCCCCUACAGUAACUUUCUUCAUGCAUGACAUCAUUGGUGGAUCAACCCCUUCGGAAAGAAUCGUUGCUAGCACCGUUGUAGACACUCAGACAGCAAAACAUCCUUUCUCAAAACCCAACAACAGGAUCUUCCCCUUUAAAGGUGCCAUACUACCAUUAGUUGAUACAAGCACUACCACUUAUCCUACACAUUCUAGCACCACCAUGUUCAUAAAAAACAUUGACAAAAACAAGGUUGUUAUCGAUAGGAAUCCACUAGGAGCAUCACCAGACAAGUUUUUGUUCGGAAGAAUAACGGUUAUUGACGAUGAAAUUACAGAAGGGCAUGAGUUUGGGUCAGAGGUUAUUGGUAAAGCACAGGGAUUUCGUUACCUAAUAAGAUCUGUUGUCCAACAACGAAUGUUAACAUCCGUUUAUUGA